AUGCAAAUUAAACAAAAAGACACAAAACGGGUAUACACUGCAGCAAGGAGACUGCAGCAGCAGCAGCAAGGAGACAGCAGCAGCAGCAGCGGGGCAGCAGCAGCAGGGGGGCAGCAGCAGCAGCAAGGAGACAGCAGAAGCAGCAGCGAGGAGACAGCAGAAGCAGCAACGAAACAGCAGCAGCAGCAGGGGGGCAGCAGCAGCAGCAAGGAGACAGCAGCAGCAGCAAGGAGACAGCAGCAGCAGCAAGGAGACAGCAGCAGCAGCAGCAAGGAGACAGCAGCAGCAGCAACAAGGAAACAGCAGCAACAAGACAGCAGCACGAAGACUGCAGAAAGGAGACAGCAGCAGCAAGGAGACAGCAGCAGCAGCAAGGAGACAGCAGCAGCAGCAGGGAGACAGCAGCAGCAGCAGGGAGACAGCAGCAGCAGCAAGAAGACAGCAACAAUGAGACACCCAAAACAUCAUCAUUUGCUGCAGCAACAGCAACAACACAGCAUGCAGCAGCAGCUACAGCUGAUGCAGCAGCAGCAGCAGCAGCAGCAGCAGCUGCUGCUGCUGCUGCUGCUGCUGCUCCAGUGGGCCGGUCUGGCCUUCUCCUGCUGCUGCAGCUCUUCCUUUUUUUUUUUUUUUUUUUUAGUAUCAACAAACUAA
This is a messenger RNA of Eimeria mitis, 654 nucleotides long. RefSeq lists its product as uncharacterized. NCBI's taxonomy places the organism in Eukaryota, Apicomplexa, Conoidasida, Eucoccidiorida, Eimeriidae. The record is from RefSeq and is a predicted model, not a curated record. The coding region runs from base 1 to 654 and encodes 217 amino acids. The transcript has a single exon.